Paramacrobiotus metropolitanus is the source of this 1665-nucleotide messenger RNA. RefSeq lists its product as uncharacterized. The record is from RefSeq and is a predicted model, not a curated record. Gene Ontology annotation, biological process: neuropeptide signaling pathway. The coding region runs from base 303 to 1523 and encodes 406 amino acids. The transcript has 5 exons. Gene Ontology annotation, molecular function: G protein-coupled peptide receptor activity. NCBI's taxonomy places the organism in Eukaryota, Metazoa, Tardigrada, Eutardigrada, Parachela, Macrobiotidae.
CAUGUAUCGCUUUACUGAGGGGUUUGUAAUAAUGUCGCUCCGUUUAUUUAUAUCGCAUAAUUAAUUCUUCCAUGGAGAGAAGCGUGCUGCCGAAACUUCAUUAGUCCUGAGUUUUGUCAAAGUUAGCUAAGUGGCGAAACUUAAUAAGUUUUUGAUAAUAUUAAAUAGCCUUAUGGCGGUUUGCGUUUUGCAUUGUAAGUCGAGUAGCAAAUGUGAAUCUGUCUAUGUUAAUCUUGCGUUUGCUGAUGGACGAAGGACACCAUAAUUAUAUCGCAUUUUACUACGCCCUAUAAACAUUUCCUAUGCGGCACAGGAACAAUCUUUUUAUCUACGGUAUAUGUAUCUACAUGUUUUUUUGGUAUCGGAAAAUGGAAAACGAAACGAGAAAUGGCUCUACGUGGACACUGCUUACACCGGGAGGCACACCGAUGGAUGGCUGCAAUCGCAGCUUACAACUGUUUUUCACAAACAACUACGGAGGCUGGGAAUGGAUUACCAAAAUAACCUUUCCGAUACUGCUAGCCAUUGGCACCGUGGGGAAUAUUGUUGGCAUUCUUAUUGCCUACCGAUGUAAACGAGGCUCCCAGCGCACAUUUUUAUUGUGCCUUUACUGCAUUAACCUCUUGUACUUAUGGAAUAACCUUAUUGUACUUAUUGGAAGCAAAACAUGGGAACCGGAUCCAAGUGAUGACACCAGUGUUUACAACAGUUUCUUUAUUCCAACCGGCGGAGUAUGGUUCUAUCUAUCAGAAGUGCUGUAUUUGGCAUCGCAAUGGAUACUGAUGAUGUUCUGUUUUGAUCGGUGUGUCGCAAUCGUCUUCCCGCUUUAUCAUUUCGCCAACUGGCAGCGCGGUUUUGGAGCAUUGGCCAUUACAUUAGCAUUUGCAGCCGCGGCUCUCAAUGCGCUUUUACUCCCGGUUACUUAUUACUGGAACCAACAAAAUUUUGAUUUCACCGUCAAUAGUUAUGUGAGAAAUAUGCCGGACUAUCUAUCCAGAUGGAAAGAAGUCGACGUAUGGUGGGAGGCUCUUUUUGGGAUCAUUGUGUAUAUCCUGAUAUUCAUGUGUAAUACCGUGCUGUUGUAUGCAUUAAAACAACGCGAGCGGCGCUGGUCAACCGAUUCGACUUCCGGUCUCGACAUUUCCGAUGCCGGGAAUAGCUCCAUACAAAAUUCAAAAGCCUUAUCGCUUAGCCCAACGUCCAGCGUACAUACGACGUAUGGUGCAAACAAGUCAUGGAUGGUCACGCGCUGUCCGCGAUCCUGUGCAGAAAUUUCCAAAACCCGAAUGCUCUUUGUCAGCUCUUUGUUCUACCUCAUCACACAGAGCCUUACCAUGAUUAUGCCGUUUUUGGAAAUUGCCAGCCAUCCACCGUUCUGUACAUUUAAUUUAACCAUGUCGUUCUUGAUACCAUGGGAUGCCAUUAGUUCAUUUUUGGUCAACAUAUACUUCUCUAUUGGAUUUAUAUUCCUUAUAGUGGUUGGACCAAUAGAACGCAAAAAGUUGUGCUUACUUUGUCCUUGAUCGAUUCUUCUUAUAGUUUGGGGGGACGGUAUACUCUGUACAUGCAUUGAUGUAAAUUCUAUUUUGCCAUCGUUUACCACAGGUGCAUAAGAAUGAUGCGACAAGUGAGUAACACAUAUGUCCGAGACUCCGAGGUACUGUU